CCUCUGACCCGUCGGGUGGAAAAUUCUGUCCGCCAUUUUGUCUCUUUCUGCACGGAAGACGCUGUCAGAAAUUUGCCGACUUUGCGAGUUUCCGGGGCUCAUUUCCAAACAAAAUGGCUGCACCGCACCGUGAGUCUCCCCCUCUGCAGCCCGACAUGAGCCGUCCCGACCGGCCACCACACGUCUACCGUGCCGAGACCCCCCCUGCAGCUGGAGGGGGGCGGUGGGAGGGGGUGGACCCCAGCAGGGGGGAGGGCGGGAGAUACCCCCACCAGGAGAGAGACUACAUGUACCUGCCGGUGCCGCGCUUCCAGAGUUUGGUGGAGGCUACUCAGGAGAGGGCGGAGAGGGUCGGGUUACCGGAGAGAGGUGUCAGGUUUCGAGAGAGGCAGGGUGUCGAGUUUCAAUCGGAGAGGAACGGCUCGUACGCGUACAGCAGGCGUGACGUGCCAGAAAUGCCCCCGGGCGUUCGGGUCGGGAGAUCGCCUUCUCGGAGCGCACAGGACAGGGCGGAUGGUGGAAGCGAACUUGUUGAACGUUCGGAGAGAAGCGGUGGUCCGUAUAAUGCGUACAACAGGCUGGGCGGAACACGCGGGCCGCGUCCUGAGGUGGGGGGGUCGCCGACGCGCGUCAGCGGGAACGUGCAGCACGUGUUUGUGAGCCAGCUGGAGCGGGGUUACGGAGCGCACGGCAGGGCAGACGGGCCGGGCUCACCACCGGCACUGCGCACAGACGAACCAGCACAGAGCAGCGACCCUCCAGAAGGCACUGAAGACAGCAUGGACACAGCAGACCGGCCUGACAGGGUGGGGAGUGACAAUGAGGAAGACCACCACCCAAGGGGAAUGGGAAGUAACAGUGAGCCAGACCACCCCAGGGCGGUAGGGAGUGAUGAUGAAGAGGUAGACCAUCACCCCAGGGGAGUGGGGAGUGACCACGAGGGUGGGGAAGACAUGGCAGUGGGAGAGAGCGGGAGUGAGUCCCCUGCUAAGUCAGGAGAGCAACCAAAUGCAACAGCAGAAGAAGAAGAGCCGCACACAGAAACUCCCGCCAGCCCCGAAGAGAAAACUCCAGCAGAAGACCAUCCAGAAGAGGAGGAGGAAAAACAAGCUACAGAGGAGAAAAAGCAGGAAGCUGCAGAAAAAGCAGACGAAGAAGAGGCCACAACAUCCAGCAGACCCAGCAAGAGGAAGCGUAAACACGUCCACUACGUGUGCAAAGACUGCGGACACAAGACCUCGCGCAAGUCUGUCCACGAGGCUCACCUGGGCAUCCACACAGGUGAGGAACCGCAGCAUUGGCGCGUAGACGAGGCGGCGGGGGUAAAGCCGUACACACGCGGGGAUCGCGAGAUGGUCGUAACGCUCUACCGCUGUGAGAAGUGCGACUUCUCCACGACAAAACGGCGCGGGCUCGACCGUCACAUGGCCAAACACGCGGGCGGGAAGACCUACACGUGCGGCGAGUGCGAGUUUACGACCACCGCGAAGUACCACCUCCGCAAACACGUCAGUUUCACGCACCGCGACCUCCCCUACUCCUGCACCAAGUGCGAAUUCACCACGACAUUCAAGAAACACCUGCACAAGCACAUGGCUAAGCACAGUGGCGAGAAGCCACACGUGUGCGUCGAGUGCGGGUACCAGACAUCCGAGAAGCAUCGCUUGAAUCGGCACUUCGCAGCGAACCACGCGGGGAAGCCAUUCAAGUGUGACCAGUGCGACUACACGGCAGCCCUGAAGGACUACCUCGACCGGCACAUGGCGAAACACACUGGAGAGAAACCCUACAUGUGCCACCAGUGCGGAUUCCGCACCGCCCAAAAGUACAACCUCGGACGCCACAUGUCUGUCCACGUUGUAGACAAAACCUACAAAUGCCCCCACUGCAAGUACUCCACCAUGUACAAGAGCAUCCUGGAGCGUCACGUCAUCCAACACACUGGAGAAAAACCCUUCGCCUGCACCGAGUGUAGCUUCCGCGCCACACAGAAAGCGAUUCUCGCGCGCCACAUGAGGGUCCACACUGGGGAGAAGCCCUACAAGUGCACCCAUUGCGACUACUCCGCAGCACAGAAGACCAACUUAGACAGCCACCUGGCGAAACACACCGGGGACAAGCCCUUUAUGUGUGAGGACUGCGGCUACAGGACGGUGUACCGGUCCUACCUCGCUAAGCACAGGAAGAUCCACACUGGGGACAAACCCUACAAGUGCCAGCAGUGCCGCUUCUCCGCAGCCACUCAGCAGGGCCUCGACAAGCACAUGGCCAAACAUGCCGGUGAGAGACCACUGGUCUCCAUGGUAACUGCUGGCCAACCACAGCCUGGUGGACAGCUACAAGCUCCGCAGACAGUAGAGCAGCAUGUUGAACAGCAGAACACAGCACAGUUACAGAACACAGUAGAACUGCAGACUGCACUAGAGACAGCACCGCUACACACAGCACAAAUUCAGACAGGACAGCAACAUACAGCACAAAUACAGACAGCAGAACUGCACACAGCACAGCAACAUACAGUAGAGCAGGCACAGCUCUAGGACAGCUCUUGGUGCACCCGUAACUAUUCAGGGCUUGGAAUACUUUAAACAUAAUCAUUGAAAAUCACCUUAACCAGAAAAAAUUUCACCUGCACCACUCAGACAUUAAGAAGUGUGGAUCAUACCAAGGAGCUUUAAAUUUGAUUUUUAACCACCUUGAUCAUACUAAAAAACUGUUGAGAAACCAUUGCCUUUAUUUCUCUUAUACUUUAUAGCAAGUAACAGUCAAUGCAGCAAACAAAAAUCCACUGUACACAUAAACCUGCAUGUAUAUAUAUAAACCAAGUACACAUAAACCAGUAUUUCAAGCCCUGCACUUGUAGGUGUACAUGUGACAAGACUGGUUUAAGCUAAAGAGAAAAGGUCCAUUCUGUGAGCAGCCUUGUAUUCUAUGGGAACAAAUACUAGUAGUGGAAUGGAGACAAUAUGAGUAAAGAGAAGAGACACUGCCAAAUAAGAAAUCAAAGUAUCGGACAUGCC
Branchiostoma belcheri (Belcher's lancelet) is the source of this 3020-nucleotide messenger RNA. Its product is annotated as zinc finger protein 436-like. The transcript is spliced from 2 exons. Bases 114 to 2540 code for a protein of 808 amino acids. Gene Ontology annotation, biological process: regulation of transcription by RNA polymerase II. Gene Ontology annotation, cellular component: nucleus. NCBI's taxonomy places the organism in Eukaryota, Metazoa, Chordata, Leptocardii, Amphioxiformes, Branchiostomatidae. The record is from RefSeq and is a predicted model, not a curated record. Gene Ontology annotation, molecular function: DNA-binding transcription factor activity, RNA polymerase II-specific; RNA polymerase II transcription regulatory region sequence-specific DNA binding.